AUAGAUGGUUACAGUACUUUGGUAGCUAGAGCUAUGCUAUAAGCUAGCUUAAAGCUCAUGCAACACCCUGUGAAGGCACCGUUGGUUGUUUAUUAAGUUAUUUUCCCUCAAAAUACAUAAGAAUCUUCUUUUGCUGAUACAACUAUAGACAAUAUAGAGACAAUAUAUUUCUCCUCCUUAAGUUAGAUAGCAAACAUUUCUGUAAAACCAACCAAAACAACUGGUGUUAGUAAAGAUAAGCAAAUGCUAGCUAACUUAGGCUUAAGUAGCUAUUUUAUGUCUGGCUAGCUUAAAAGUGCUCCUAGUUAGUUUAUAGUAGUGUGUACGAAAAUGCUAAAUAAUGGUACAGCUAACUAGUAAUGUCUGUCUUAGCUGCUGAAGCCAGCUAGAACAGCCAACAUUAAUAGAGAUAAGCAUAUAAAAGGUAACAUUUAACUUCCCAGAACAUCUCAAAUAGAUGCUAACUAGCCUGUAGGUAGCUUAACAAUGCUAAACCACUAAGUUGGAACAGAUUUUUCAAUCAAAAACUCCCUGUACGCCUUAUUGUGUUGUGACAAACUGCUACGCUACUAGCUAGCUAAAACUCUCUCUGAAUGUAAGUCCUGAAUAAUAAUCACUUCUUCAGAAAUUGAAAUUAGCUGUUUCUCCUGUGUUGUUUGAUUUAGAUAUGUUUUCUUUUUCUGAUAGCUAAUAUUUUGGUGAAAACAUUGUCUCAUUCAGGGAGCUAACCCUUCAAUAGCUCUUUAAAACAAACCAAAACAACCAAUAUUAGUACAGAUAAGCAUAAACUAGCUAACUUUAGAGUACCAAAAGGUGGGUGCCAUCUUUUAAACUCCCUAUACACUUAUUCAUGUUGUAAUAAACUGAAGUGUAUGCUAAGAAAUGGAGCUAGCUGUUGAUGUCAAUGUGCUAAGGACCCAAACACAGCAGUGAGAGGUUGCAUAAUAUCCCUUCCAUCCCCUGUUGGGUAUCAGGCUGCAUAAACACAUUAUCUUUCUAACGCUGGCACCGGCCUAAUACUCUGCCCCAGCAUGACUUUCCAAUGGUGUGGUUGUGGAACGCAGUUUAAACAGUAACCCAAGCCAGAACAAACCGAAGAGCUAAAAAUAUCAACAGUCAACAGUGCGGCUGCUGUGGGAUUGAGAUGGGGGGCAAGGGAGGGUCUUUACAUGGGGGUUAGAUAAACUGGCAGAGGGCUAGAGGGAUGGACAGCUGGGGACACUGACGUAGUGACUCAGAACAGAAGACGAAGAGAAAAACCUCUAAAAUCAGCAGCAACAACAUCACCACAGACCUGUUUGGAUAUUAAUAUCAAGGAAAAAGAAGCUGGGAUAUUCCCUCUCUUGUGUUUAUCACCCUGUUACCCUUUUGACUUUCUGCUAACAAGCCAGAGGUGAUGAACUUUGCUCUCGGUUUCAAGCCUCCAUCAGCAGGCAGCUCCGGGCCCGGUGCUGGAAGAGGAGCCACCAUGGAGAACCUGGAGAAGCAGCUGAUCUGCCCGGUCUGUCUGGAAAUGUUCUCCAAACCUGUGGUCAUCCUGCCCUGCCAGCACAACCUCUGCCGCAAGUGUGCCAACGACAUCUUCCAGUCAGCUAACCCUCUGUGGCAGUCCCGCGGCUCCUCCAGCCUCACAGCGAGUGGCGGACGGUUUCGCUGUCCAUCCUGCCGCCAUGAGGUCGUCCUGGACCGCCAUGGGGUCUACGGUCUGCAGAGGAACCUGCUGGUGGAGAACAUCAUAGACCUCUACAGGCAGCAGGAGUCCUCAGGGCUUGUGUGCAUAAAGCCUGGGCAGCAGCAGCAGCAUCUGAUGUGUGAGGACCACGAAGAAGAGAAGAUCAACAUCUACUGCCUGUCUUGUCAGACGCCGACCUGCUCCAUGUGCAAAGUGUUCGGGAAACACAAAGACUGUGAGGUGGCGCCGCUCAGCAGCGUGUACGUGACACAGAAGACAGAGCUGAGCGACGGCAUCGCGGCCUUGGUUGCAACAAACGACCAAGUCCAGGGGGUGAUCUCACAGAUGGAGGAAACCUGUCGCACUAUAGAGGAGAACGGACAGAGGAUGAGAGGACACCUCGCUGACAGUUUCGACCGCCUGGUGGCCAUCCUGGAGGACAGGAAGCAGGAGUUAGUGGGCUUCAUCACCAAAGAGCAGGACGAUAAACUCAAGCACGUCCGAUCCCUCAUCCGUCGGCACGGGGACGACCUGGACGUCGCUGUGACGCUGGUGGAGUCGGCGAUACAGUCGAUGGAGGAGCCGCACAUGCCUCUGUUUAUACAGAGCGCCAAAGUCAUUCUGGAGAACAUGGCAGCCUCAUCCCGGGCCUCGAACAUGGAGCGUCCAGAGCUCGGCUUUGAGAACAUGAACCACUUCACCAUCGACACCGAGAACCUGGCUGUCAUGCUGAUGAGCAUCGACUUCUGCUCGGGAGAUGAUGAAGACGACCCUGAUGAAGGUGAAGAGGACUCAGAACACGACUUCAGAUUUUAAGACCCAAACAAAGGUCCUCGCUGCGGUCCUGAGGAAUGGGACGGAAAUAGAGGUUUACCAUAAUCCUCCGGAAGAAAUCCACACAGUGCUGGAGUGAAUUCAGCCACUACGGACACACAACAACAACAACAAUGACAACAUGGACAGAACUCAAACAACACCUUUACAUACUUGAUCCAUCUGUGAUCCUUCCUGCAGCAGCAGCAGUGAUUCAUUCAGACUUAGCUUCCUGCCUCUUAUCGCCCGAGCAUUGUGUGUAAAUAUGUCUCUAAAUGUACAGCUCACAGGAUUUAUCUUCUCCUGGAUUUAAAACCCUCUUUUUAAAUCUCUCUGUCACAAAACUAACACUUCAGUUCCCUCAUGUCGUCACUUCUCUGGACGGUGAUGUUAUGUAAAAUGACACAAACAGAGUGUGAGGAUUAAAGUCAAUAGAAUAGA
This is a messenger RNA of Notolabrus celidotus (New Zealand spotty), 2926 nucleotides long. RefSeq names its product tripartite motif containing 54 (gene trim54). Bases 1397 to 2488 code for a protein of 363 amino acids. Lineage: Eukaryota; Metazoa; Chordata; Actinopteri; Labriformes; Labridae. The record is from RefSeq and is a predicted model, not a curated record. Gene Ontology annotation, molecular function: zinc ion binding. The transcript has 9 exons.